Sebastes umbrosus (honeycomb rockfish) is the source of this 878-nucleotide messenger RNA. RefSeq lists its product as uncharacterized. The record is from RefSeq and is a predicted model, not a curated record. The transcript has 6 exons. The coding region runs from base 112 to 831 and encodes 239 amino acids. NCBI's taxonomy places the organism in Eukaryota, Metazoa, Chordata, Actinopteri, Perciformes, Sebastidae.
UUGUAUCCACUCAGACAGGGGCGGGUAGAUGAGGCACCAAAAUAAUUGGUGCGUGAUACCUCGAGUCUGUCUAUAAGACCGACCUGAAAGAGACGAAGAGGCAUCGAAGCCAUGAUGAAGACUUUGUAUGUUGCUGCUGUUGUGCUGAGUCUCACCUCAGUGUGCCAGCCUGCGUUGCUGGCCUGUGAGAAGCUGCUGAAGCCAGUGGACAAAGGUCCAGAUGUGUCUGGGAGUUGGUACAUCAUUGCCGUGGCCACAGAGAGCUGUUUGGCUACAACAUUACUGAAUUCUGUUUUUUGGCCAAGUAUUGAAGUGAUCAUUACCUCUAUGAGCACACCGAACCUCUACAGUUCCAAGUUUAAGUUUAAAAUGUAUGGAUAUUGCGAAAACAAAUUUGAAGAAUUUCUGUAUGAGAACAACAACCUGUUUGCGGUCGACAGCAACAAUGCUCCAACUGGUAAUCCAGAUGUGCUGCUGCAGAGUGGCUGUCCUGACUGCAUGGCUGUAAAGAAGGAAGACAAAAACAUCAUUAGCUCUUUCUUGCUCUUCAGUAGGAGAGAGAAUGUCACCGCUGCUGAGCUGAAGGAGUUUGAGUCCCAGGCAGAGUGUCUCGGCUGGUCCAAACCACAGGUCUUAAACUCAGAUCACGAUGAUGAAAACUGCCCGCCACUUGACGAUGUUGACAUGGAGAAUAUGAGAAUAUAUUCCAUGAUUUUUCAAAGAAUGAAGAACACGUACAGUGUGCAACUCAACUGUCUUUCAGAGACUUUUUUUUAUUACCCCAUCAUGGCCUAUGAGUGGGUUAAGCAACAGUGGGGUACUAUUUGGUGAAUGUGCAAGGGUACUGCUUUAAUAAAUAUUCACUCACACCAAUCAGA